Onychostruthus taczanowskii (white-rumped snowfinch) is the source of this 1927-nucleotide messenger RNA. RefSeq names its product poly(rC) binding protein 4 (gene PCBP4). Gene Ontology annotation, cellular component: nucleus; cytoplasm. The transcript has 13 exons. The coding region runs from base 145 to 1407 and encodes 420 amino acids. NCBI's taxonomy places the organism in Eukaryota, Metazoa, Chordata, Aves, Passeriformes, Passeridae. The record is from RefSeq and is a predicted model, not a curated record. Gene Ontology annotation, molecular function: mRNA binding. Gene Ontology annotation, biological process: negative regulation of mRNA splicing, via spliceosome.
GCCAGCUUGGCCCUGGCCUGUCAAGCGGCUCAUUGUUCCUGCCCCGGGUGUCACUGGGCGCCGCCGGGGACAAUGUGGCACUGAGAGGGGCGGCCGGCGGUGGAGGGACGAGGCGCACGGAAAGGCUCAUCUCUCCCUCCCGCCAUGGCAUCACCGGACGGAGCCAGUGGCGUGGGCGGCAGUCCCGAGGAGACAGAGCUCAGCAUCACCCUGACCCUCCGCAUGCUCAUGCACGGCAAGGAGAUUGGCAGCAUCAUCGGCAAGAAAGGAGAGACUGUUAAGAGGAUACGAGAGCAGAGCACUGCACGCAUCACUAUCUCGGAAGGGUCCUGCCCCGAGCGCAUCACCACGAUCACCGGCUCCACCGACGCUGUCUUCCGCGCUGUCUCCAUGAUCGCCUUCAAGCUGGAGGAGGACCUGGGAGCAGGGGGCGAUGGGGUGUCAGCAGGCAGAGCACCGGUGACCCUGCGCCUUGUCAUCCCUGCCAGUCAAUGCGGUUCCCUCAUCGGCAAGGCAGGAGCUAAGAUCCGGGAGAUCCGGGAGAGCACAGGGGCACAGGUGCAGGUGGCUGGUGACUUGCUGCCCAACUCCACUGAACGGGCUGUCACGGUCUCGGGGGUGCCAGACACCAUCAUCCAGUGCGUGAGGCAGAUCUGCGCUGUCAUCCUGGAGUCGCCUCCGAAGGGGGCCACCAUACCCUACCACCCUGGUCUCUCCCUGGGCACCAUCCUGCUCUCUGCCAAUCAGGGCUUCUCCAUGCAGGGCCAGUAUAGCGGGGUCUCUCCUGCAGAGGUGACGAAGCUGCAGCAGCUGUCAGGGCAUGCGCUUCCCUUCGCCCCCCUGGGCCAUGCACCCACCAUGGUGCCAGGUCUGGAUGCCAGCUCCCAGAGCAGCUCCCAGGAGUUCCUGGUGCCCAAUGACCUCAUCGGCUGCAUCAUCGGCCGGCACGGCAGCAAGAUCAGCGAGAUCAGGCAGAUGUCGGGUGCCCACAUCAAGAUUGGCAACCAGACUGAGGGCUCCAGUGAGCGGCACGUGACCAUCACAGGGACCCCUGUCAGCAUCACCCUGGCCCAGUACCUCAUCACAGCCUGCUUAGAGACUGCUAAAUCUACCUCCCAGGUGCCACCAGGCCCUGGCUCCAUGGACCUCGGCAUGGGCUUCUCCCAGCCCCUCGCCCCAGGCUCCGGUGCGGCUCUUCCUGCCGUCGCCCCAGCCCCCCCGGCCCUGCUGGGCACCCCCUACGCCAUCUCCCUCUCCAACUUCAUCGGCCUGAAGCCGGUGUCCUUCCUGGCACUGUCCCCAUCCUCCGUAGCAGGUCCCAAUGGUGGCACCACCACCUACACGACCAAGAUCUCGGCAGCCAAUGGCACCAAGAAAGCUGACCGGCAGAAGUUCUCGCCCUACUGAACCCCACUGGUGGCUGGACCAGGGGGUCCAGGGUGUUACACAGUAGCAGGGACACCUUCCUGCCACCCACCCUGACCUCAGCCUCUGCCAGGUGCCCCGUGCCCCCCACCCCAGGGAAGGAAAGGGUCUUCUUGGUGGUGAUGCCUGCUGGAGGAAGGGGCUGUUUUGUUGCCUGCUGUCCAUCCCAGCAGCUCUGUGCCCUCCUGCCUGAUUUUCUGCACAGAGACCAUGUGUCCUAGUAUUGGGUGGGGGGGCUGUCCCUGCUGGCCUAGGGUCCCUUCUCCCAGUGCCCUGUGCUGGUGUGGGACCCCUACUUCCUGCUCCUCACCCUGCCUCCCCUGCCAUCCUGCUCAUGCCCACACUCCAUCUGGCACCCAAAAGCCAGGUCCCACUGGAUGAGGACUGCCUGGCCUCUCCAGGAGUCCUGCUUCCACUGGCUCUGGUGGGGGCCCUCCCUGGGCCACCCUGGGGCAAUCGCCUCCCAGCAACCCCAUCCAAGAGCCAGUCCCUGCUGGCUUGG